AAAUCCAAAGAUAGAAUGGAAGAUUACAAUUUUGCUAUGAAAAGGAUGACGAGGAAUCCUUAUGAGUAUCACCACGAUCUGGGUAUGAAUUACACACUUAUAAUUGACAAUCACAUUGUGGGAUCCCAACCACAGAAACCUGAAGACAUCGAUCACCUCAAGAAGGAAGAGGGUGUGACAUACAUUCUGAAUUUGCAGCAAGAUAAGGAUGUAGAAUAUUGGGGAAUAGACUUGAAGUCGAUAACAAGGAGGUGCCACGAACUCGAUGUUCGACAUAUGAGGAGGCCGGCAAUAGACUUUGAUCCAAACUCCUUGCAAAAUAUUCUACCUAAAGCAUCUUAUCAUUGGAAUGGGCAAUCUCAUAGGGAAAAGAAAGAGUUUACGUGCAUUGUACUGCUGGACUUGGGAGAGCACCAGGGGUGACAAUAGCGUAU
Molecule: messenger RNA, 434 nt
Organism: Arachis ipaensis
Lineage: Eukaryota; Viridiplantae; Streptophyta; Magnoliopsida; Fabales; Fabaceae
Product: phosphoglucan phosphatase LSF2, chloroplastic-like
Biological process (GO): dephosphorylation; starch catabolic process
Cellular component (GO): chloroplast
Molecular function (GO): starch binding; carbohydrate phosphatase activity
Source: RefSeq, a predicted model, not a curated record